AUGUGAAGGUUUCCCUAACGUAAUCGGUGCUUUGGACUGCACACAGAUAAAGAUUCAAGCCCCAUCUCAAUUUGAGGAUGUUUAUGUCUGUCGCAAAUCCAUUCACAGCAUCAAUGUUCAGAUGAUAUGUGAUGCUGAUCGCCUUGCCACAAACCUUGUAGCCAAAUGGCCGGGAAGUGUUCACGACAGUCGAAUAUUCAAGGUGUCGUCCAUUGGCCGAGAACUUGCUAACCAAGCUCCACAUGAUGGAUUCCUUUUGGGAGACAAAGGUUAUGCACUUGAACCGUACCUGAUGACACCUUAUCGGAAUCCAACACCUGAAGAAGCCAGAUAUAAUGCCGCCCAAGCACGAACCAGGACACGAGUUGAGCAGGCCUUUGGCAUUUUAAAGAGGCGGUUCCAUUGCUUGCACGAUGAAAUUCGGCUGGUCCCAGAACAGGCCUGUAAAGUGAUAGUCUGCUGUGUAAUCCUCAACAACAUUGAUAAGGAUUCUAUUAUUGUCAAAAUGUUUUCAUGUGGUAUUGAUAGUUAG
Molecule: messenger RNA, 532 nt
Organism: Lineus longissimus
Lineage: Eukaryota; Metazoa; Nemertea; Pilidiophora; Heteronemertea; Lineidae
Product: putative nuclease HARBI1
Exons: 4
Coding region: 122-532 (136 amino acids)
Source: RefSeq, a predicted model, not a curated record